Glarea lozoyensis ATCC 20868 is the source of this 483-nucleotide messenger RNA. Its product is annotated as Dimeric alpha+beta barrel. NCBI's taxonomy places the organism in Eukaryota, Fungi, Ascomycota, Leotiomycetes, Helotiales, Helotiaceae. The record is from RefSeq and is a predicted model, not a curated record. Bases 1 to 483 code for a protein of 160 amino acids. The transcript has 4 exons.
AUGGCAGCUCCAACACUCACCCGAGCUCUCCAGCUUCCCCUUCCUUUACGCCUCCCAAUUCCUGGAGCUCAAUUGAGUUAUUCUUCUAGUAUAAAAGCAUUUCGGGCACCCAGAUUCCAGCAAGUCAGGAAAAUGGCAUCAGCAAAUCCAAUCACGGUUCCAGAAGGGAAGUUCGAGUGGUUGGUUAUACUCCCAGAUGGAGAGGGGAAAUUUGCGAAGAGGAUGGAAGUCAGACCAAAGCAUUUUGAAGGUCUAACUAAGAAUGUCGACAACGGAUUUUAUAAAAUGGGAGGUGCAAUCUUAGAUGAAGUUCCAAAAGAAGGAGAAGCAAUGGGUAUUGUGGGCAGUGCCUUAGUAUGCGUUGCUGCGUCUAAGGAGGAGAUAUUUGAGGUGUUGAAGAAUGACAUUUAUGCCAAGAAUGAGGUUUGGGAUUUUAGUAAGGUCCAGGUGUAUCCAUUCAAAUGCGCUUUCAGAAUGCCAUAA